CACCAUCCACUCCUCCAUAGGUACGAUACACACGUAACCAUCUGUGCCUCGGUAGAAACGAUACAUCAGAGAGGGGUCCUCUCAUCACCUGACUUUAUGACCCCCUGGCCAAAGAAUCAGAAAUCAUCUGCAUCCUUAUUUCUUUAUCGGCCAGAUUUCACUGACAGCCCUGCCAAUUUCAGAUCUAGAGCGCUUAAAGAUUAAAGACUUGUGCCUCAUCUGCUGUGUGUGUGUGUGUGUGUGUGUGUGUGUGUGUGUGUGUGUGUGUGUGUGUGUAUGCGCAGGCAUGUACCUGGUGUCCAAGUUCAUCCGUGAGAAGACAGACAGUGUGGUCAUCUUCUCCGGGGAGGGAGCAGACAAACUCACUCAGGGAUACAUCUACUUCCACAAGGCUCCCUCCCCUAAAGCAGCAGCUGAAGAAAGUGUUCGUCUGAUGAAGGAGCUCUACUUGUUUGAUGUGCUGAGGGCAGACCGCACCACUGCUGCUCAUGGGCUGGAGCUCAGAGUGCCUUUCCUGGACCACAGAUUCACUGCCUACUACCUGUCCUUACCUGAGGAGAUGAGAGUUCCCAAGGAUGGUGUGGAGAAGUUUCUACUGAGAAGUGCCUUUGCGGGUGAGAACCUAAUCCCAGGCGAU
Molecule: messenger RNA, 637 nt
Organism: Clupea harengus (Atlantic herring)
Lineage: Eukaryota; Metazoa; Chordata; Actinopteri; Clupeiformes; Clupeidae
Product: asparagine synthetase [glutamine-hydrolyzing]-like
Exons: 4
Cellular component (GO): cytosol
Molecular function (GO): asparagine synthase (glutamine-hydrolyzing) activity
Source: RefSeq, a predicted model, not a curated record